UCAAGAAAAUACCAAUAAACAUGGUCAUGUGAUGCAAAGGCCGAGUUAUUUAUAGAAUAUUGUGUGGCAAGUUAUAGUUUGGCAUGAUAUAUAAAUGUAAUGUCUGCAAUUGCACUUUACAAGCAUUAUAUAGAUAGAAUUCAGUGUGAUUGGACCUAAUUAAAAUCAUAAUGUGUCAUAUUUAUUAAUGGAUACAAGAUAACCUUCUGGUAUUGUUAUAAUAAUGUAAAUAAUAGAAUAUUUUAAGUAGUUAAUUCUACUGUCACUGCACUUACCAUCAUAAGUGCAUAAAAUAUAGUUUCGAUUAUUCUACAAUAUUCGCAUGUUUAAAUGCUGUGAUUCGUAUUUUGAAUAUUUAACCAGAAGAUAUUUCAAAAACAUCUAUAGUUAUGUCAAAGCCUGAUGCACCAAAGUUCGUGACAGCAUUAUUUUCCUUCAAAGGAAAGAAUAAUGAUGAACUAUGUUUUAAGAAAGGUGAUAUUAUAACCAUAACUCAAACAGAUGAUGAAGGUUGGUGGGAAGGAACGUUGCAUGAUAAGACUGGAUGGUUUCCAUCCAACUAUGUUAAAGAGCAUAGAGUACCCGAUAAUGGAUUAUCUUCUGUUAAAGUUACUUCAGAAAAAGGUUUACCAGAGUCACCUGUUCAUCAAAAACUUAAUCGUGAUAUAGUUAUAAAAGACAUUGUUGAUUCGGAAAGAAUUAACGUAGCAGAAUUACAAGGCUUAGUUACUAAUUUUUUGCAACCACUAGAAACAUCAAAUAUAUUAAAAAAAGAAGAGUACAAACAAUUAUUAGGUAACAUACAUGAAGUAUUGGAAAUGCAUCAACGUCUUCUUACAAAUUUAGAAAAUACCAUUCUACAAGGUGUAGCUGGUAGAAUAGGAAAUUUGUUUUUAACACUUGCUCCAAGAUUAAAAUCUAUUCAUACUGCAUAUUGCAAUAAUCAUCCACAAGCUGUUUGCAUUCUUGAUAGAUACAGAGAUGAAUUAAAUGAAUUUAUGGAAGAUAGUGGUGCAAUUACUCCAGGUAUAUUAGUUUUAACUACUGGUCUUAGUAAGCCGUUUAGAAGACUAGACAAGUAUUCUGCUAUGUUACAAGAAUUAGAAAGAUACACUGAGAAAAAUCAUCCUGAUAGAGGAGAUACACAACGAAGUAUAGCAGUUUAUAGAGAAAUAGCGGAUUCUUGUUCUUCAAUACGUAAACAACGUGAAUUAGCACUACAGGUAUUGACUAGUGGUAUUAAAGGUUGGGAAGGUGAAGAGUUAAGUUCUCUUGGUGAAAUUCUUCAUGUUGGAUCAGUUACAUUAGCAACAGGAGUUGAUAAAAGGGAUAGAUACUUUGUUUUAUUUCCUGCUACGUUAUUAGUGUUGAGUACCAGUCCACGAAUGAGUUCUUUUAUUUAUGAGGGAAAGCUUCCAUUGACAGGCAUUAAUGUAUUGGCAACUGAAGAUACCGAUGAAAUAAGGAAUGCUUUUGAAAUAACGGGACCAAUGAUUGAAAAUAUAACAGUAUUAUGUACAAGUAAAGAAGAAAGGCAACGUUGGAUUGAGCUUCUAGCUCAAGAAAAAGUUACCAAUAUAUUGAAAUCACCGACAAUGCCUCGAGUGAGUUACAAUCAUCCUCCGUAUACGCGGCUCUCGAGGUAUUUUGCAAAGCUCGUGAGGAAAAAAAUAAUAGAAAAUGAAUUAAUGAAAAAAUUGCUUUACAUUCAAUACGUUUUAAAGCCAGAUUUAAGUAGCGUUAAAAUGAGAAGGUGUAACGUGACGUAUACUAUUUUUCCUAAUAAAAGUAACGAAUGUAAUUCAGAUUGUGAUACUAUUAUCGAUAAUGAAACUACUCAGGAUCCACCAAAAGAAUUACGUAAAUCUACAUUAACACUUGAUGUCAGAUACGAGGUUGGAAAUACCGAUCUCAGUGCCUUAGGUUUAGAAAGUACUUCUCUCACGAACUUCGCAUCGAGGGCCGCCGUUGCUUAUGGAGAUCGUUCUUCGUUUGAAACCAGCAAAAGUUUACCUGCUGGCCGUGCUACGAGCCACGUCCUGCCAAACAUAUUACUUUCUACGAGUACAUCUACUGUACCAAUUUUAUUACCGCGUACACAUGAUUAUUAUCGAGAAAAUUUAGAUAUACCACGUGAACGUAUGAUGCCUUAUGGUGGUACUAUUAAAUGUUGGGAUGUUGUCGAGCUUUAUCCUAAAACACCAGACAUUUCUAAUCUCAAUAUUGGAGAUUCUGUAACACCUGUAAACACAGCUGAUAAUGGAAAUCUAAGAAAUGAUCAACGUUUAUGUCCUAUUACCAGUGUGCAUUCAUCGGAUUCUGGAAUGGCUGAAAGUUUUCAUUUAAAUUCAACUGAACUUGGUUCUUGUUACAAAUCACACAGAUCCAGUCAUAGUAAAUACAUUGAUCCAGUAAGAGCAUCCCACAGUGAAAGCGACAUUGAUGAAAAUAAAUUUGAAAAUCAAUGCAUUUGUACUUCCCCAUUUGGUUCUACACCCAGAGAUAGCGAACGUUCAUUCCCUUCUACGGAAAAUAUUAAUAAAACAUCGAAUACGGUAAUGACUUCUUCCAGCUAUAUUAAAAAAAAUGUUAAUAAAGAUGCAUUUGAUAAUAUGAAAAAAGAAGAAGAAGAAGAAGAGACAAAUAUUAUGGUUACUGCUAAAGAUUAUGAAAAUAUUAAGCACAAAAGAUUUACUGAACCAAUACCACAAUUACAUCAAAGUUAUUCUAAAAGAAAGGGAAAAAAAAUGGUCCGUCCAGUGCAACCAACUAUCGAAGAACAACCCGAACAAACGGGUCAAGUUUAUAGAUCAGGAUUAUAUGCUCAUUGGUGGCUCAAGAGAACAAUUCCAUUAUCAGGAUGCACAGAACGAGGCAAGCUUCCAUGGCAUGGCUGUUUAUUUUUUUACCUUUUUUUUUUUCUCUCUCUCUCUCUCACUAAUAGUCAUUGGUCAUCAAGGAUUUUAUGCUUAUAUUUCACAGCCAUGUUGUGUGAAGAAUGCUUUUGCUUUAUGAACAGUCAGACGAACGGGAAGCGCCAACGGUCGGCAGUGGAUCAUUGUUUAUCUCCAGGGAUUAAAACACCUUGGAGUAUUGCUUCGUUACGUCCAGCCCCGCCUUUAUAUACACUCAAGACAUUUGAUAAUCGUCAAUUUGAAGAAGAUGCAAUUAUUUUAAAAAUAAUAGAGAGUUAUUGUCUUUCUGUCAAUAGUAGAUAUACCAUGAAUUCUAACGAGUCUAAUUCUAUGGUGGAUGUCGAAUGGCAAAGAACACGGGAUGCAUCAUCCUUUACGCAUAAGAAAGGUGUAAAUUGGGAUAGCAGCGCUGACCGGUCGUUAUCGGAAACUGUAAAAACUUUAAAAAAUCAAAUGACAGAUCUACAGUCACAAAUGUCAUUACUUACUAAACAAUUAGAUGAAGAAAGAAGAUCUCGACUUUCGUUAGCUGCUACUGUAAAACGUAGUAUGGCUGCUAUGGAUAGUUCCAUACCAUAAGGAUAUAAUAUUUAACAUUCAGGAAAUAAACAACUUACCAAAUUAGAAUUUAACUUAAUGCUACUCGCAUGCAUCUUAAUGCGCUUAAAGAUGCAUCGUACUUGGAAUGUUAUGAAAUAUUUUUAAAUUUAUGACAUAGAUUUAUAUUAUAAAUAUAUAUAACAUUAUUAAGCGAUAGUCAAAUGUUAUUUAUCUAUUUUUAUAUAGUAUAACUUGUUCAUGAAUCUUUUUAUGAACGAAAUAAAUUUUCGCAUAAUGUGCUGAUUUUACAUACUUUGUAAAUUAAAUGAUAUUAUCAAAUCAGCGCCAUUUGUGUCUUAUAUUAAAAUCUUAUCGAUAAUAAAAAGCUGAUUUGAAAUAUGAAAUAA
Messenger RNA from Polistes dominula (European paper wasp), 3862 nucleotides. RefSeq names its product Rho-type guanine nucleotide exchange factor (gene RtGEF). Lineage: Eukaryota; Metazoa; Arthropoda; Insecta; Hymenoptera; Vespidae. The record is from RefSeq and is a predicted model, not a curated record. Gene Ontology annotation, molecular function: guanyl-nucleotide exchange factor activity; protein binding. Gene Ontology annotation, cellular component: cytoplasm.